Molecule: messenger RNA, 3022 nt
Organism: Ochotona princeps (American pika)
Lineage: Eukaryota; Metazoa; Chordata; Mammalia; Lagomorpha; Ochotonidae
Gene: SLCO2B1
Product: solute carrier organic anion transporter family member 2B1
Exons: 14
Coding region: 288-2420 (710 amino acids)
Biological process (GO): transmembrane transport; sodium-independent organic anion transport; bile acid and bile salt transport
Cellular component (GO): membrane
Molecular function (GO): protein binding; bile acid transmembrane transporter activity
Source: RefSeq, a predicted model, not a curated record
GCCAGGAUUCACAGAGACAAGAGUCCAGAGAGCCUGGGUGCACAGAGACACAGGAGCAAGUCUCUCAGGGGUACGGCCGCUUGCAGAGUAGGCUGGGUCUGAGCAGAACUCCCUAACCCACGGUGGCUCCCAGACUAAACUGUGGGGCCCCAGAAGGAUCACCCAGUGCCGAAGAUUCCUGCUGUGGGUGCAUCAGCUACAGUCUCAAGAACCCCUGGUGAGGCUCACUUCCUGCCUGCUAAGAUCCUCUCGUCUCACGGGCUGGAACGCACAUCACCCCAGCCAUCAUGGGACCUAGGAUAGGGCCAGCGGGCGAGGAGCCCCCAACACCAGACAAGACCACAGUGUGUGCAGAAGACAUGGCUGGAGGGGACGCCAGCCCAACCCCUCGGGACUCACGCCCCAGUGUGUUUCACAACAUCAAGUUCUUCGUCCUGUGCCACAGCCUGCUGCAGCUGGCACAGCUCAUGGUGUCCAGCUACCUCAAGAGCUCCAUCUCGACCGUGGAGAAGCGCUUCGGCCUCUCCAGCCAGACCUCAGGGCUGCUGGCUGCCUUCAACGAGGUGGGAAAUACAACCUUGAUUGUCUUCGUGAGCUAUUUCGGCAGUCGGGUACACCGGCCCCGGCUAAUCGGCUGUGGGGCUGUCCUGGUGACUCUGGCCGGCCUGCUCAUGACUCUGCCACACUUUCUCUCAGAGCCAUACCGCUAUGAACACAGCAACCCCGAGAAUACUUCUCAGGAUUUCAAGCCUUCCCUGUGCCUGCCCACGAUGCCUGCCCCAGCUCUAGCCUCCUCCAAUGGUACCUGCUCCAGCUACACUGAGACCCGGCAUCUGACCAUGGUGGGGAUCAUGCUCACGGCACAGACCCUGCUGGGUGUGGGCGGGGUGCCCAUCCAGCCCUUCGGCAUCUCCUACAUCGACGACUUUGCCCACCACAGCAACUCACCCCUCUACCUCGGGAUCCUGUUUGCGGUGACCAUGAUGGGACCAAGCAUGUCCUUCGGGCUGGGCAGCCUCAUGCUGCGUCUUUACGUGGACAUUGACCGGAUGCCAGAAGGUGGCAUCAAUCUGACCCAGAAGGACCCCCGCUGGGUGGGUGCCUGGUGGCUGGGCUUCCUCAUCUCAGCAGGCGCUGUGGCCCUGGCUGCCAUCCCCUACUUCUUCUUCCCCAGGGAGAUGCCGAAGGAGAAGGAUGAGCUUCACUUCCGGAGAAAGGCUUCAGCAGCUACAGCAUCAUCUGCCAGCCAGGAUGAGGACUCCCCUGCUGAACAGGGCCCAGGGGAGACCCAGAAGAAGCAAGAUGGCUUAGCCCAGAUCGCACCAGACCUGACCAUUCUCCAGUUCAUCAGAGUCUUCCCCAGGGUGCUGCUGCGGACACUGCGCCACCCCAUCUUCCUGCUGGUGGUCCUGUCACAAGUGUGCAUGUCCUGCAUGGCUGCGGGCAUGGCCACCUUCCUGCCUAAAUUCCUGGAACGCCAGUUUUCCAUCACAGCCUCCUACGCCAACCUGCUCAUCGGCUCCCUCGCCAUGCCUUUGGUCAUCGUGGGCAUCGUGGUAGGGGGCGUCCUGGUCAAGCGUCUGCACAUGGGCCCCCUGCGCUGUGGCCUGCUUUGCCUGCUGUCGGCAGUGCUGGGUAUGCUGCUUAGCCUGCCCCUCUUCUUCACUGGCUGCUCCAACCACCAUAUUGCAGGCAUCAUCCAUCAGUCUGCCACACAGCCGGAGCCAGCACUGUUUCCAGGUUGCAUGGAGCUCUGCUCCUGCCCGGCAGAUGACUUUAACCCUGUGUGUGAUGCUAGUACCCAUGUGGAGUACCUCACGCCCUGCCAUGCAGGCUGCACCAGCCAUGUGGUCAAAGAAGCCAGGGAAAGAAGCCAGGUUCUCUAUACCAACUGCAGCUGCGUGCCGGGGGACCACCCUGUGCUGGGGGGCUCCUGUGAGUCGCCCUGCAGCUCCCUGGUGCUGCCCUUCAUGUUCCUGGUCAGCUUGAGCGCAGCCGUGUUCAGCAUCACCCACACACCCUCCUUCAUGCUCAUCCUAAGGGGAGUGAAGAAAGAAGACAAGACUUUGGCUGUGGGGAUCCAGUUCAUGCUACUGAGAGUUCUGGCUUGGAUGCCCAGCCCCGUGAUCCAUGGCAGCGCCAUCGACACCACAUGUGUGCACUGGGCCGUGAGCUGUGGACGCCGGGCUGUAUGUCGCUACUACAACCAUGACCUGCUCCGAACCCGGUUUGUGGGCCUCCAGUUCUUCUUCAAAGCAGGCUCCUUGAUCUGCUUUGCUUUAGUUGUGGCCAUCCUGAGGCAGCAGGACAAAGAGGCAGGCGCCGCGGCCCCUGGAGUGGCUCCUGCGUCCAGCCCUGCUCUGCAGAAGAAGCUGUUGGUGUCGGAGCUGGACAGGAAGCGUGAGGACUCCAGAGUGUGAACUGUCCCCAGGCUGGUCCACUGGGCCCUUCAUCCAAGGGUGGGUGUCUGGAGCUCUGUGCUGUCAUUGGCUCCACCCCUCUAAGGCUGCGUGAGGUCAGGCAAGCCAGCGCCCCUAUCGGAACCUUUGUCUGAUCAUCCACACUAAGGAGUUAGUUGUUGGCAGUCGUUCUAAGGGCCCCCCCUCCCCGCCACCUAUCCUCAGUCAAACGGCUGACUUAGUGCCAGGGGUAGGCAGUGCUGCCCACCAUCCUGGGCCCCAGCCCAGCUCUGUCACUCACUUGGAGCCUCCUCUCUCAGCAUCAACCACCUCAUCUUGGAUCUGCCAGCAAACUAGUCAGCUCUCAAAGCUCUUUCAGCGCUGACCAUGACCAGGAUCUGGUCUCCUCCCCAGCCCCAGGCAGCCUACAAGAAGUGUCCGCUUGGCGCCCCCUGGAGGCAGAGCCCUGAGUUGGCCUCUAGAAGAUCCACAAGGAAGAGGAAGCUGGCCUGACCUUUAGGAUGCUUAGGCUUGUCAAGGGCCUUCAGGAGGCCUGGGGAGACUAGGGGACCCCUUGGAGGAGCCUUAGCGGAUCAUAGGAGAAGGCCACUCGCUGAGUCUGG